This is a messenger RNA of Dermacentor andersoni, 3241 nucleotides long. RefSeq names its product CCR4-NOT transcription complex subunit 7-like. The record is from RefSeq and is a predicted model, not a curated record. Gene Ontology annotation, cellular component: CCR4-NOT complex. Gene Ontology annotation, molecular function: nucleic acid binding; poly(A)-specific ribonuclease activity. NCBI's taxonomy places the organism in Eukaryota, Metazoa, Arthropoda, Arachnida, Ixodida, Ixodidae.
UGCUGGGAUUUGGUGUUUCGUUUGGUCUCAUCUCCUCGAUUCUACCGGAGCUUUUGUGGCGCCCUACGUGCGUCGGUGACGUCUGGUCGUAGAUGCAUGGGAUACCUCGGAAGGCUUGCGGGAUCGGCUCGAGGUGGCAUCCCCAUGAGAGCAUGUAAUGGUGAGGCCCCGCAUGUUUGGUGAGCAUGCCUGCCCCCAGCACCGCGGGCAGCAGCCCCAGCGCCAACAGCGCUGGCAGCGCCGGUGGCGGCAACACCAAUGGCCUGGUGGUUUGCAACGAGGCCUGUGGAAUCCGCGAUGUCUGGGCCUCCAACCUCGAGGACGAGUUUCGCGCCAUCAUACGUGUGGUCCAGAAGUACAACUACGUCGCCAUGGACACCGAGUUUCCGGGAGUGGUGGCACGGCCCAUUGGGGAGUUUCGCAGCACAGCAGACUAUCAGUACCAGCUGCUACGCUGCAAUGUGGACCUUCUCAAGAUCAUCCAGUUGGGCCUCACCUUUCUCGACGAACAUGGCAACACCCCCCCAAAUUACUCCACCUGGCAGUUCAACUUCAAGUUCAGUCUCACGGAGGACAUGUAUGCCCAGGAUUCCAUCGACCUGCUUACCAACUCUGGCAUUCAGUUCAAGAAACACGACGAAGAGGGCAUCGAUCCAUACGAGUUUGCUCAGCUGCUCAUGACAUCGGGAGUGGUCCUCUCCGACAAUGUGAAGUGGCUCUCCUUUCAUAGCGGAUACGACUUUGGCUACAUGCUGAAGUUGCUGACGGACCAGAACCUGCCUUCAGAGGAGUCUGAGUUCUUUGAGUUGCUGCGAAUCUACUUUCCGGCCAUCUACGAUGUUAAGUACCUCAUGAAAAGUUGUAAAAAUCUGAAAGGAGGUCUGCAGGAGGUGGCUGAGCAGCUGGAGCUUGAACGGAUUGGGCCACAACACCAGGCGGGUAGUGACAGCUUGCUCACCGGUGCAGCCUUCUUCAAGAUGCGAGAAAUGUUCUUUGAGGACAACAUAGACGACGCCAAGUACUGUGGGCACCUGUACGGUCUUGGUACCUCGUAUGUCAUGAAUGGCAACUCGUACCAUGAUGAGGCAACUCCCAACAACGUGGCUCUGCCUGCGGCCACGAGUGCCGCCCAGCCCACGCCCACUUCCACCAACUCUGCAUCUUGACAUGCCUGCCGCCACUGCAGUGCCCACUCUCCAAAAGCCCAGCUGUGCUGUGCACACUCUGAAUGCACUGUGUGUGUUACUCCCUCUUGUUGCCAUUGGUUUCACUGCGCCUUUUCCACAGUCUCCUUACCACAUGCCUGCCACGUUGGUCGAGCAAAAAGUACCACCCACAGUGUUCCUUGCUUAACAAGAAAAGCUCCAAUCGGGCAAGGUGGCAGAGAGCUGGCUGGCGGAUAGUCCCUUAGAGGAAGUGAGAACUCAUUUUUAUUCUUGUGAACGGCUGGCAGGGCAAAAAUGUUUUUCAUCUUGCUGUGUUCCCACUUCAGUGUGGCUGCAUUGUGGGGAGAAGUGUGCCAGAGAAAUUGUUCCCCUGGUAUUGGUAUGUGGCUACAUAGGACAUUUUAUAUUUUCACCAGAAUGGUUGUUCUACAUGUAGAUUAUGUUAAGUUUUUCUUUAGGUGGCUGUGGGACUAGUAGACAAAUUUACCCAGCAAGUCACUCGUUUGAGGCAAGUGAUGCAUCUUCCCUUUGUGCAUGCAUGCUGUUCACUGUACAGUCCUUUUGAAUUCCUGUCUCAGUUGUGAAAUGUGCGCCACCUAAUGUUGCUCCCAGUGCCUAUAAAUUGGAGGAUUCAUUGAUACCAGAUGAGCUGUACCAUAUUGGGGCAGUCCAGUCUGGUACAGCAUGGUGCACAGUGCAAGAGCUGCAUAUGCACAAAACGUGUUUCAACCUGCUUCCAUGUGGCCCAUAGCACUUAUGGGUGCUAUAAAUCUUGUGUGAGAACUGUCUUAUUGCUUUAGAAGAAUUGUUUCAUUAGGUGGUGUUCACUGGCUGCACACACACAUGCAUUUUUGUUGCGCUGUUAAGGAAGAAAAAGUAUCUUGGCUUUGUGCUGGCCUACAGUGUGCUGUAUCGCCCAUUGAUGGCCACUUAUACAUCAGGUAGUAUUCAUCAUCUGCUCGCACAAGAUUUAGGAAUACAUAAACUAAGUGCACUGUGCCCUUAAUUUGCAGGGUGCUAAGUAUUGCUGGCAACAUGCAAAUACCCUACCAACACCCCUCUGCCUUCUUUUGUUAGGCCAAUUACAAACUGCAUUGUAGCAAGUUUUUCUUUUUUUUUUUUUCACAGAAAAUUUAAAAGGUGCAGAGCAGUGAAAACAAAGCGCUUAUCAGUGCUUUUUUUUUUAAUAUGCUUUUAUUUGCAAAAUGAAAGCCUUGUAUGAAUGUCUCUGCCUUUGUCGACACGCUUGGUAUUGGUAACAUGAACUCCUCUUGGAGACCUUGUUUCUCGUUGAAAUUUUUUACUUUUGGAACAGGAUUCAGUCGCUACCAAUGCAUUAUCUUACUGCUUUACAGAUUUUAGUGAAAUCUCAAGCUUUUAGAGACAUCAUUCAGGAUUUUUUUUUUCUAGACACAUGAUACUUAGCAGAGGUGGAUACUGUGUGCAUUGUAUUGCACUGCGGCACCUUGCUGACAGUGGCAGCUUAUCCUUCAUUUCAGUUCUCUUGUGUACAAUGACCAACGCUGUGUAGAUAUCCAAGCUGGAACUGCCUGUUGUUUUGAAAUUUUUAAGGAUGUGAUUUUACCAUGCUGUGUAAGAUAGCCAGAUGCACAUAAGGCCAUUGCUGCUCUAAACCUGCAUGUCUUCAACGAUAUACUGGUUGUAACAGCGCAAUAUGCUGCAUUGCAUAUUGGUCCAAGCCUCCACUUCUUUUGCCUAUAUGUGUACAAGCUACUGUGUGCUCAUAUCUGGCUGGUCCAGAGUAUGCUGAUUUUUUUUUCUCAUGAUUUUCUGCGACAUAAAAAGGCUUUUUGGAGGUACAACUUCUGGUGCUUACAUACAAGGUGUACAAAGCCUCAAUGAAUAUUCUGAGUGUCUUGUCUACCAGCUGCAUUCUCUCUGCCCCUUUGUGCAGUUUUCUGUGGGAGCCCCUGUACACACACACUAUGACAUUAUUUUGGAGUCUAAACGGCAAUGGCAGCAUUUGGAGAGAGGGUGCCACUGUGGUGCAAUGUCGUUUUUAGUGAAUAUGAUGUAUGUUGUAAAUAAAUGAAAAAAAAAAAUUGUGCAUUAAA